AGCGUUAAAUUUUUUUUGCGUUGCUUCGCUACCUUAAGAUAUCUGAUCAAAGUGCUAGGCUCCUGUGUGUUGCCUUCACUCACCGUCAUUUGUCAUCGUUCGAUUAAGAAAGCAAGUGCAAACAAUUACCAACAUGCCGCGGAAGUCGAACAAGCUCGCGACUAUCGCCGCCGCCGUCCUGGUGGACGGUUCGGGGGGGGGGGCGCUCGUCUCCGGGGCGAAGAACAAGAAAAGCGCCUCCACAACGCACCUGUGGGUUGGACGGGAAGACGUGGAGAGCAAUCUGAUGCAGGUUGAUGCGCAUGCUUCGAGACGUGGGAAAGCGACCAAGCGGGGGCCGUACCCGAACGCAGAAGAGGAAAAACAGUAUUAUGACGAUAUUAAGACAUAUACGUACAAGACAGGCGAUCUGAGCGCGUGUCCGAAGGAUUUUUGUCUCGGCUGCACGGGUAAUGAUCGCGUGCCCCAGACCAUUGAUUGCACCCCUGUCUGCCAGUAUGUGCAACACCAUACAAGGGACGACCCGGAAGAUUCACGGAUCUGGUACAAGUGCGCACCUCGUAAUCAUGCGUCUCCUGCUCCUCCUCGUCCUGACAAAAUUGUACGCAUGGACGAUAAUGAAGAUGCCCCCUUGUACCAAAAAAUAUUUCAUUCCUUGGGGAUGCGCUAGAGCUUGAGGAAGAUGAGAGACGCUUGUAGUCGUGUCCGCAAACAAUUUUCCACCGUGUGAUGAUUUCUGAGAAGGGGAAAUUCUGUGAACAAAGCUCUAAAACACGCCCGCGAUACGUAAGAAAAUGGAUGCAGCUUUUAUCUUCUCGAUUUGGCAGUUUUACGUAUAUAUUACUUUUUCCGCUUACACCAGAGACAACUAGAACAAAGGCCCAGCUCCACCCUCUCCCUUAACCUCAUAUCGAGCACAUUUAUACGUAUGAAUGCGCACUACCACGACCGCCACGCUGUCAUUAUAUAUUUUACAUCGCAUAAUUCCAAUUCAAAUUCAUCGCCAUCAUUCCGCACACUGAAACUCGUACUGUAGUGUAUGUAUCAAUCUAUGUUGUAAACCUGCCCGCAUCGUUGUCGCUCUUCUUCUUCGUUCUUGUUCAACCAACUCCCAGCAAGUUUUAUGAUUUCCACCGUCCAUUCCAAUGUUUUACAAUUUGAACAAUUUUAUAUCCCCAGUUGUUUGGAUGUACGUCAUGCCGCCAGCACAACUCCUUCUCCUAUGUUUAUGUUUUUCUUUUAGACCCUUCAGCAUCGGCAGCACUUUUCGUUUUCUUUGUUCUGAGGGAAGAACGUUUCUUGUUUAGUAUUGUGUGCGUGUGUUUCUGUUUGAUGUUAUCCCCAUCAGACUAGCAAGCGCGGCCUCAAUACCCCAACCCCAAGUUGCUCCAAGUCCUCCAUGAAAACCCAAACGCAUAAUCGUUAUCAUAUAUAAAAAUACACACAAAAACGCAAAAAAAUUACAUAUAGAAAAACACAAAAAAAUUGCCUCCUACCCAUACCCGCAGUGCCGUAACCCUUUGACAUCAAAAUAAAUCAAAAAGUGCAAAAACCAAAAAAAAAAAAAACUAAAAAGCGGUAGCUUAGCUACGAAAAACAACUCAAAAGACCAAAUCCGCUGACGCGAAUGAGCCAGCUGGACGGCGCGGAGAAUCUUCUUCAGUGGCUGGAAGGAGCAAUCCGAGUUCCGUGUUGUUCUUGUUGAAAGCCCCUAGUGCUUACCAGAACUACUCCGACCAAGUGGCGCAAUCGUCCGCCCCUCUCUUGCCCCGUCUUAUUGGCACGUCACGCAUCGUUCUAGACCGGCGCACAUUCAUCUUUACUAGGCAACAUGAUGUUGGUCGUGUAGAAGCCGAGUCCUCGUCGUGCUCAUGCUCUGUUUCCCUCGUCCUCGUAGUCGUGCUCUAUUCGUGUUUUCAUUCUCGUACGACGUCGUGUAAAUACGUAGACUUGAACAAGGAUCAGGAUGUAGUCUCGUCCCGCCAUUCAAGAUGUUUCACAUGGUCGUGCCGAUGGCUCGUGCUACGUACGAUCUGCCCUACAAGAAUAGCGGACAAAAAAGAAUAGAAGGAAGUAGCAUACAACGUACUAAAGUCUAUUUACCGUUCGCCGAUAGAAACAUUGCUUUGGUUAUUUGCUUCGUAACUUGGUUUUGGGUUCCUGGCUUACAUCUUUUCAUUUUCGACGAACCAACACAGCACAGUUCCUGAGGACCUUCUUGCCUAAGUGCACGACCAGCACCACGAAAGAGUCAUCAUCUUGAGUCGAAGAAAUAAUUCUUGUCUCUUCCGAACCCGAAGCAGCAGAAGACAGCGUUAAAUUUUUUUUGCUUUGCGUUUGCUUCGCUACUCUAAGAUCAAAGUGCUAGGCUGUGUGUUGUGUUGCCUUCACUCACCGUCAUUUGUCAUCGUUCGAUUAAGAAAGCAAGUGCAAACAAAUACCAACAUGCCGCGGAAGUCGAACAAGCUCGCGACUAUCGCCACCGCCGCCGCCGUCCUGGUGGACAGUUCGGGUAGAGGGGUGUUCGUCUCCGGGGCGAAGAACAAGAACGGCGGUCCCACGACGCACAUCUGGGUUGGACGGGAAGAUGUUGGGAGCAAUUUGAUGCAGGUGGACGCGUCGAACCGCAACCGUCGGAAAUCGACUUCAUUCGUCCCGCCGCUGAAAUGGUGUAAAAAAAGUGUUCGAUCCUACGCAAUCGGGCAGUGCAAGUGUCGUCUCGUAUCCUUGCGGCCUCGACGACGGUCUCCACUACCCUGAAAAUGGCCACACAGCCUGUUUAGUGGACAAAAACGGUAAAGGAGUCUGUGGAGACUGCCAUGGCAAGCAAAGUGAUCCCUGCGGCGAAGUUCACUGCGGCACUUGCACCAGGGAUUGUGCGGGCGCUGUCGUCCAAACUGUAAAAUGUGUUAAAUAAAUGGAUUGAGACAGUAGAACUAGGAAUCGCCCGUGGCCGUGGUCAAGUGGGGCGACAAGGGUUCUUUUUCUUGAGCAGUGCCCGUGCUGUCGUUACGUCGAGGUUAGUCCUCAUCUUGUGUUGUUUUGAACGCUAGCAAUCCAGAUUUUGAUACUUGCAAAUACUUACUUUCUUAGUACUACCCUCGCCUCGUGUGAGUGGACGCCAGAGAACUCGUCGCAACCGAUUUUGAUGUAGGGAAGAUUGCACCUUUUAAUCUAACUACUAAAAAAUCCUUUUCAUCGUUUCCAUCUCCAUUUCAAUUCUCCGACUAGCACAAAAAACGCUCGUGUACCUUCAUCUUCAACUGACGCUCGUGUACCUUCAUCUUUAUGAUCCCUCAGGCUAAGAGUACGAAUACGAUUAUUGCCAAAAACAAGUUUUCGAUUUCCCAGGAAAUAUUUUUACAUAGCAGGAAUUUCUUGAGUGGAUUCGCAAAGCCAAUAGCAACGCCAAUGCGUUUUCUUUUGCGCUCCAAUAUUUUGCCCCAUGCAUACUUAGAUACCCAGCAUUUACAUUUUCUUCUUUUGAACCCUCAAGCCCUAUUAAUAAUCCCCUUGUGCCCAUACUUCCAUUCAACCUAUCGUCUCCCCCUGUAGUCACGGCAUGUUGCAGCUCCUCCUGUAGUCACGUCAUUUGAGGGGCAGUCGCACACGUAGUCCGUCAAAAAAGAAGCGCUGAACCAAUAGCCAAAUCGAAAAUUUCUACGUAAGUGGCACCGGCACGAAUGGAGCGUUGUUCUUUC
This is a messenger RNA of Amoebophrya sp. A120, 3701 nucleotides long. The record is from the annotation of a GenBank genome assembly. Lineage: Eukaryota; Dinophyceae; Syndiniales; Amoebophryaceae.